Molecule: messenger RNA, 864 nt
Organism: Suillus bovinus
Lineage: Eukaryota; Fungi; Basidiomycota; Agaricomycetes; Boletales; Suillaceae
Exons: 15
Coding region: 1-864 (287 amino acids)
Source: RefSeq, a predicted model, not a curated record
AUGUCGAUCCAGGACACCUUUGGUUUGCAGUUAGCCAAGUAUACUAACGUCGCUGCAUCAGCAAUCCUAAUCUAUGAUUACUUUGUCACCUUACACUCUGAAGUCCAAUGGACCUGGGGACGGAAGUGGGGAAUCAUUCGGAUUACCUUCACGAUUUCACGAUAUUUACCUUUUGCUGGUGUGCUAAUGACCUCAUACUCCGCUCUCAAGACAUGGGGCACGGAAGACUGUGUACCUUUUAACGAUAUUUUAAAUGGAAUACACUUCUUGGGCAUCAUUGCCUCGGAAGUUUUGUUGAUCACCAGGGUCUACGCCUUCUCCGGCAACAACAAGGCUUAUCUUAUAGUUCUUUUCUCCUUUGGUUUGGCUAUAUUGGUGGCGUCUGUAAUUAUAAGUGCCGCCCCCAUCAAUUUGAACAUCCCGGGAGUCGGUCCCCCUUGCGUGUUGGAAGGGGCUCAUAGCAGUGCCCUCCCGUAUGGACUCUUAAUGUUUUUCGAGAUAGUUAUCAUGUCCACCACUGUACAUUUGAGACAUCGACACUAUCGGGGUUCUCAUAGUGCAUUGAUGAAGAGUGUAUAUCGUGAUGGGCUACUCUACACAUUAUCCAUCACAAUGAUAUCUACAGUCAAUGUGAUUGUUGUCGCUGCGUUUCCUCUCUCGUACAGCGAAGCGCUAAACACACCUCAGAUUGUUGCACACAGUGUUCUUUCUUCUCGAGUACUAUUCAAUCUUCAAGAAAGCAAGGAGACAUCGCUCUUGCUCACCAACCGAGCGGCAGAUUCAGUGGAAUUGCAAUCCCAUCUACAUACAUUCAAAGCACGACCUGGAAGCAGUGAGACAACUGGUCAGCUAGAUGAAAUGUAG